UUCGAUUGAAAGUUUUAUGUUGUGCAUUUCCGCGCGUUUCCCCUACGUCACACACGGAUUAUUAACUACAAUUUGGGACACCUGUUGACCGUUGAAUUUGCCAAUUCCGCUUAAUGUUGUAACACUUACCUGUACAUUUGCUUUUUGUACACUUGCAUCACAAACUUUAGUUGAUCACCCUCGUUGAAAAGUGGCCAACUACGAUCUGGUGGUGUGGAAAAAAAUGAGCGUAGGCUCAGGAAUCCCAGUGGCCCUCACCCAGGGGAACAGAGAGGAGCUUUAUGUCAAGGACCCUCCGGUGCCCCAGUCCGCCAUUUUAUACCUCCUCCAGGAAGCCACCAAGCUUGCAUUGCCUGAAGCCAGACUGGACAGCCCCAAUUCCAUGGUUAUGGAUGGGAUUUGGUCUGGGGAAGGGAGUGAACAGCACAAGCUAUGCCCUUCUCCAUCAGGCUCUGCCUCGGCCAGUCACUUCGGUCACCGCGGCGAUAAUUACACAGAUCCCCGGCGCAGCUUCAAAGGCUCCUUCUCCCUCCUGCCAACUUCGCCAGGCAGCAGCCCGUGGGAGGUCAUGAGUCUGAUCAACCUGCAGUGUGAGAGGCUUCUUCAUCCGGAGGACGGGGAGGAAGACGAGGUUUAUGAGGGCACGCCGUCUGCCACGGGGGAGUCAAAAUCCAGAAACGGCAGGGGGGCGUCAUGUUUUAAGGAGGGUGACCCCAGCCCUGCUGUCCCACCGGAUAAUCGCGCAGGGAGGUUUGCUGAAGCUUUGGGCUCCUCUUCCAGAGAAAAUAAAGCAGAAGAUAUUCUUGUUCAGGCACAGCUCACUUCAAUUACAGAUAGAUGUGACAGUGCUAUACAUGCACAUGGUCGAGGUGACCUGGCUAGUGGUUCAUUUCAAAUUGCAGGCACAGAGUCAGGUGGCACACACUGUUUCAGAAGUCCUUCUGUAAGCAAAGGAAAUGAGGAUUGGCAUCUACAUGGAAGAAGGGAAAUACCAAUGUUGUCAAACCCGGAUGGAAAAGGACAAGGUUUAUGUGGCACUCAUUGUGCACCUCAGCUGGAACCAGGCCUGAACUUACUUGGAUCCGUCGUCCAUCAGGAAAGUCAACAGCCUGAGUCCAAUUUCUCGGCUAAUGCUGAUGCAUUGGUACGUUCACCCAGUGCCUUUUGCACCCCUACUCAUCGAGCCAGCCGAGUUUCAGACCGAGGUGUGAAUGCGGACAGCAACUCAAACGCGAUUCCCUUUGUUGACCCUCCUCAAGAUGUCCAACCUCAGAGUGGUCCCCGAUCCGUGUCAAACAAUUCAAACUGUCAACCUGCGGCACAGCACCCAGAGCCCCAGGAGAGGUUAGUAGCCCGUCGGUCUGAGCUUCAUGAAAGCUGUGUGGAAAAUGUGGAUGAAGAGCAACUGAAGCUCAAGGCCAAUCGUCCCACCUCUGACGCGCGAUGGCAAGCCAGGAAGCCCAGGAAACAGAGCCACCCGACUCGAAGCGCUGACCUCUGUGACCCCACCUUCAAGGGCGUGACCUUCCGCAUGCGCACGGAGCUCAGUGACAACAGAGACCAGUGCCGUCUGCUCAUAACCUCAAACUACAGUGCCGAGCUGCUGAAGAGCAUCAGGAGGGUGAGGGGUGGCAGGUCACGGUCCCUCGCGAGCUCCCUGAAGACGAGCAGCUCGGAGGAAGACAGCGACUCCUCCAGCCUCCCCAUGUUUCUUUCAGCACUUCUGCCUCUUUCAGAGAAUAAGAAGUGCGCCUCCUGCGAUACGAGGAAGACUCCUCUGUGGAGAGAUGCGGAGGACGGGACUCCGCUGUGUAAUGCCUGUGGAAUUAGGUAUAAGAAGUACCGGGUCAGGUGUUUCCAGUGUUGGCACAUCCCCAGGAAGGAGGGGAACACAGACUCAAAGUGCUUCCGGUGUGGGGACGCGCUGAGGCUGGUGACUUCUCAGCGCAAGCUCACUGGCUGGUGAAAAGGACCAGGCCAGCUCUGCGCCGGUGUGAUCUUCACCUUUAUUAUUUCAGUUUCUUGUUCUGGCGAGUGACCUUCAGCAUUGCAAGUGCUGGUCGGCUUGCGUGUUCCGUUGACUACCGCAGGAGUUGCACUUUAAAAAAAAAGAAAGGACUUGUGCGAUGGGGCAGUCUAAACAAUAUUUGUCCAGUUGGUUAUUAUGCUCAGAUACUGUUUUCCAUGUACGCAUUUUCCAUAUGCGUGGUGAGUUGUUUUGAGCUUCUAAUGCUAGGCCUCAGGCCGCCUAUGUAUAUCCUAUAUUGAUAUUAAUUUGUUAAGAAAGAUGUGUGUUUAGAUGUUAUUUCUUAUGUAGUUUGUUAUUGUGGUUCUUUUUUCUUUGUGCUUGGAGACAAACACAAGGGAUUAACUGCUGCACUAUUUGUUCUUUGCCUUUAUUGUUUUCAUUUGUAUGUCUUUGUUUUUUUGUUUUUUGCUGACUGCUGUACCCAGAGUUCUGCUGUUCUGGUCUGAAUUAAAUUCAACCUUGAAAAUCUUA
Anguilla rostrata (American eel) is the source of this 2500-nucleotide messenger RNA. RefSeq names its product zinc finger GATA like protein 1 (gene zglp1). Gene Ontology annotation, cellular component: nucleus. The transcript has 5 exons. Gene Ontology annotation, molecular function: zinc ion binding; sequence-specific DNA binding. Bases 224 to 1966 code for a protein of 580 amino acids. The record is from RefSeq and is a predicted model, not a curated record. Lineage: Eukaryota; Metazoa; Chordata; Actinopteri; Anguilliformes; Anguillidae. Gene Ontology annotation, biological process: oocyte development; spermatogenesis; regulation of transcription by RNA polymerase II.